AUGUGUCCCAAAUCCGCUCCUAAUGUCUGUGCCACGGCUGAACGGCGACACGAUAAACGAGUCACCUCUGCCCGCCUCUGUAACGACCAAAAACGACGCCUGGCCCCUACCCAACAGCGAGGGGCACCCCUCGCCAUUGAUACCGAGAUGGACGAUACAGACGGCCUUGAUGCCUCCGGACUAUUUCAUCCCGCUCUCGAUCUCUCGGCCACGGCGAUAGUUGAUGGCGAAUAA
Messenger RNA from Psilocybe cubensis, 234 nucleotides. RefSeq lists its product as uncharacterized. The record is from RefSeq and is a predicted model, not a curated record. The coding region runs from base 1 to 234 and encodes 77 amino acids. The transcript has 3 exons. NCBI's taxonomy places the organism in Eukaryota, Fungi, Basidiomycota, Agaricomycetes, Agaricales, Agrocybaceae.